Molecule: messenger RNA, 3336 nt
Organism: Onychostoma macrolepis
Lineage: Eukaryota; Metazoa; Chordata; Actinopteri; Cypriniformes; Cyprinidae
Product: immunoglobulin kappa light chain
Exons: 9
Coding region: 103-960 (285 amino acids)
Source: RefSeq, a predicted model, not a curated record
GGCCGUGUUCAGUCAAACUGGGAGGCGUUUCAUUGUAUGAUUGCCUUGUUACGUUAAAACUGGUACAUCAGAUAUUUUUUCUAGACACUUGAAAAUAUAAACAUGGGUACUUGGAUGCAUCUUUGGACGAUGUUAUGUUCUUGCUUUUUUGCUUCACACACUACUCACUCGUUCAUCUUGACUCAGUCACCGGGACUCACACACGUCUCAGUCGGUGGUUUUGUAGAAUUAAGAUGUAUGUUUGAGCAGAGCGUUCAGUACUGCUAUAGCUCUGCUGCAUGGGAAAAGCUGAAUCUGCGGACUGGAAAACUCAUGACAGUGAGUACUAACCAUGAGAAUAUUGUUCGAAAACCUGAUGGAAAAACUUGCAUUUUAACUCUUAUUAACUUAACCAAGAAAGAUUCAGGCAUGUACUAUUGCAUUAGUCAUUAUAACCAUAUGGCUGUGGUCGGCAACGGGAGCAGGGUGAUCGUAACAGAUCGUUCUGAACCAAAACUAUCCAUCUUAUACACACCACAAGAAACUGACUCGCCAUCGGUAGAGUAUCAUCUGCAGUGUCUCGUGACUGGACGUGUCCCGUCUCAGGUGCGUGUGUUCUGGAGGAUUGGAGAGAAUGAGCGUGCUGGAUGGACCGAGUCCGGCUGGACAGACAACACUGAUUCAGCCUCAGAAUUCACACGAGCUCAUCUCUCUGUUCCUGCAGAGGAGUGGAAUGAAGCUGAUGAAAUUCAGUGCUUUGCUGAAUAUGAUGGCAAAGCCAUCUACAAAACUCUGGCGCGAAGCGGACCUAAACCUGAAAUCUACUCGUGGCUUGUGAACGCCGGCUGUGCGGCAGCGCUUCUGACCAUACUUAUAACUGUCAUUAUGGCUGUGGGAUUAUACAGAGAUAUGUUGAUGACCAAAAAAUCCAGACGGCUCACAAGAAAAGAUGCCCAUCGCAAAAUUUCAUAUGGUAAAUAGAACACACUGAGAGAAGAGAGUUCAUCUGCUAUGUGUUUCUCUGGGGAUCUCAUCAGUCAUGGACAGGAUGUUGGUCCAUCAAAAGAAUAAAGUGUGGAGAAGAAAAUGUUGGAGUAUGCUAAAAAAAGCAAAAUACUAAAAUAAAAGUUCAGAAAUUGAUUAUAUUGUUAUAUAUUGUUUACUCAUAUAUCUUAAAACAGUGGAAUCGCCUGUUCUUCUUUUUUAUAAUGUCCAUGGUCAUGAAUAUUUAUUAGUUAUGAACUGUUUUUUAUAUGUUUUUUUUUUAAGUUUGAUAUUUAUCUUAUUUUCUUUCUAAUAAAAAUUUGUCCUCUUGAAAAUGGGUUUAAUUUUGGCCCUCUGUAGGCCUUCACCAUUUCCAGACAGGUAUACAUAUAAUUUUAUAAUAUCAUUUUCUGUUGAAGAAUCCUAUCAAAGUUUCUACAGUACAUGAAGCAGCACAACCAUUUUCAACACUGAUCAUAACAGUAAAUGUUUCUUGAGCAGCAAAUCAGCAAAGUAGAAUGAUUUCUGAAAAUUUUGUCCUACAUCCCUUACGUGUGCAACUUUUCCUUGCAAAAGUGGCCCAUGCAUCAAAUUAAAAUUCAUCUUAUAAUAAUGUUCAUUUUUGUUAUUAACAAAAUAAUAAUGCAGGCAUUGCCAAGCAACAUAUAUUUGAGAUUGUUGUCAUAUUUGAUUUUUUUUUUUUUUUUUUGUGAUGGUCUGAAAACCCACAGUGUAAGAAACAGGAAAAUGUAUUCUUGCUGUAGCCUUCAUACUCUCUUUUGACAGCUUGUGGUUAGACAAAAGCUGCAUAACAGGAUGUUAGAAGAGACAAGGGUCUUAUGAAACAGAAGUGAAAACCUACUUUCACUGCCCAUUUUGCUGCAAAAAAAGUUCUGUUACAUGCACUGUGGGUUUUUAAAUCAUCACAAAAAAAAGUCAUAUGAUAUGACAACAAUCUCAAAUAUAUGUUGCUUGCAUUAUUAUUUUAUUAAUAAUCAAAGGCAUAAUUCAAAGAGUUUCAUAUCAAAGCCUAAGUAAUGAAAGAUUUCAUUGGCAUUACUCAAGCUUUGAUAUGAAACUGUAUGAAUUAUGCUUUUGUAUUGUCAUAUAAUGUUCUCCUUCCCUCCAUCCCUACUGUAUGUAAAUAACCACACUAAGAGUGUUAUGAAAUAUGAUAAAUAAAUACAAUCUGCAAAUAAAAUUAGUCUACACAUCUGUAUUAACAAAGCAUUCAAAAUAAAAACAUUAUGAAUAUUAUGGAAAAUGGGUUAAUGUUGACAUAUAAAGUUGAAUAAGAGCAAAAUUGUAAGCUUCUCUUUUGUAUUAUGCAGAUUUAUAGAUUUUAGGGUUAGGAUUAGUGAAUGUAAACUCUGAAUUAAGAAAGCGAUAUCAUUUUUGUAUUUGUAAUUGUAUGAUGUGUAUUUAAGGUGUAUGUUUUUUUAUGAUUUCCAUUUAUAUUGGUAAAUUUUCAUACUUAAAUGAAUAGGCUUAUUUGACCCCAAAAAGAAAAUCUGUCAUGAUUUACUUACAUAACCCUGUAUGAUUAUGCUCAACAAUGUUAAACAACACUGCAUGGACAAAAUACAUUCCACAGGAGAAAGCAAAUCAUUUUUCAUUUUCAUUUUUGGGUGACCUUGACAUUGCACACAGAUGCAUCUGUCUGAAGUGGAGGGUGGAGAAACAGUACUGUCAGUUUCUGGGUGAAGGUGUGGGUGUUGAGCACUGGCCGUUCUUACACCAUGCUGCUCUUCAUCUCACACCGGUGCGGUUAGAUCAAAACAAGUGACUGCAUCCAGACUGUACAAAGAUUUUCAGAAAGCAGAGAGUUAACCGGCAAGAAGAACAGCUUCUCAGCUUGCAAUGGAAAACACAAACAAAUCCAUUAAAAGAAUUGGGGGGAAAAAGUCUGCAAAAAUAAGGCACAAUGUAUUCAUUUUUCAGUAUUGACUUUUUAUUUUAUAUGCAUUUUGAAAUUUGCACUUCAUUGCAUGUAAAGGUCUGUAAAAUUAAUGGAUAAUGUCUUGGCAAAAAAUUAUCAGCAUAUUUAUUUUCUAAAUGUACAGAACAGAAUACAGAGCUAUAUGAACAGAGUACAGAAUACAUAUGACCUUAGAACUACAUCAAACAUUAUCAGUGGUGAGAUUAAAGCAAUAUCAAAUCAAAACCACUUCAACGAUAUAUGAAACAUGAAACAGUUUAUAAGAGCUACCUUGCAGCCUGUUUGCUAAAACGAUAUUACCAUCAUAGUAAGUUGCUUUAACUUCGUACAGUGUCUCUGAUUCGCAGCAUAAAUAGAUCUUUCCUCCACUGUUGCUACAGGAAGGGCCACCCUCUGGUGAGUUUUUUUCCUUGCGGUUUCAAUCAAACUCUUGC